Messenger RNA from Carya illinoinensis, 1465 nucleotides. RefSeq lists its product as uncharacterized. The record is from RefSeq and is a predicted model, not a curated record. The transcript has 3 exons. Gene Ontology annotation, cellular component: chloroplast envelope. Lineage: Eukaryota; Viridiplantae; Streptophyta; Magnoliopsida; Fagales; Juglandaceae. The coding region runs from base 225 to 1061 and encodes 278 amino acids.
CUAAGCUGCAAAAGGCAGCAAACGCGGAUUAUCUCUCUCUCUCCACUUCUUUAUCUCAUCUCUGUGUGGACUCUGAACUGUAUAAAGCCAUAAAGGAGAGGCGCCAAAUCUUCCCCAAGAACCCUCUAGCCAUGUCCUCCGUAUCCUAUCCACCACAUUACUGAUGACCAACUGAAACCCCCCACACACUCUCAUAGCCAUUACUGUCCCCGGAAAAACGAAAAAUGUCACUCGCUUUCCAAAACCUCUUCUCCAAUUCCCCCUCUCGUUCCACCCUCUCCUUCACCACAACCACCUCUUCUUCCCCUCCCAAUACCCGCACUCUCUCUCCCCCACCCAUCUCUCGCUGCCUGUCUUCCUCUCAAAACCUAACCCACUUAUCCCUUCGUCCUUUUAAUCUCGCUUUCUUUAAGACCCACGACCCGAUUUGUCUCAGAGUUUACGGAUCCCAAGCUGCGGCACGGAGUGACGACGUCCUCGGAGGUUCCGGUUUAGACUCUUUUCUUUCUAUUGCUGAGUUGCUCUGUCUCGUUUCAUCCGUGGCGGUCCUUUCGAUCGGUUUCCUGGCGAAUCUGGCGGUUCUCUCCAGCUCGAAGAAGGCGGUUCUGGUGGAAAUAGGAAACAGGGUUUCAGUGUGGGGGUUCGUGUUUUUGGCGGGCGGGGCCGCUAUCGGCGCGUGGAUUCGGAGGCGGCAGUGGAGGGGCAUGUGUCGGGAAACAGUGAAGGGUGGGGUGCACGUGAAUUUGCUGGAGAGGGUCGAGAAAUUGGAGGAGGACUUGCGGAGCUCCGAGACUAUAAUUCGGGUCUUGUCGAGGCAGCUUGAGAAGUUGGGGAUAAGGUUUCGGGUCACGCGCAAGGCUCUCAAGGAGCCCAUAGCUGAGACUGCAGCUUUGACUCAAAAGAACUCGGAGUCCACUCGAAUGUUAGCGGUACAAGAAGAGAUUCUGGAAAAGGAGCUUGGUGAAAUUCAAAAGGUGCUACUAGCCAUGCAGGAGCAGCAGCAAAAACAGCUUGAGCUGAUUCUUGCAAUUGGCAAGACUGGGAAGCUAUGGGAAAGCUAACAGGUAUGAGACCGAGAACAAGAUACAAUUGAAACAUGCAAUAUGGCUGAAGAGGGGUUAAAACAGAAGGAAACAACAAAUUUAAGCUUUGAUACAAGCAAGGGAAACAGCUUAUCCUUUUGAACCAAACAAAAUGCUGAAGGAAGUUUUCUAAUGUUGUUUGCAACAUGAAGUCAAGUAACAGAAACAAAUUUUUGUCUGAGGCAGUUGGAGUUACUUUGGGUUAUGGCAUUUUCGGCUCUGGGAAAUUUCAAUCCCCACUUUGGAGGUUGAAGGAAACACGACAAUGGAAUAAUAAAUUGGAUAGUUUUGUUAUUUAUAUUGCGGAUAAUGUUUGAAUUUAUGACAGACUCAGAUCCAAUACUUAAAUGCAAGAAGAAAUUAUUUGCAGCUGAUGUUAUCAA